AUGAGAGCCCUUUUUUUAACUAUUAUUUGCAUAAUAUUUUCACUUUCUUUUGCUAUUCCAGGUCAAAUUGAACCAGUGACAGGCACUUCAAAUAUUGUAGGUGACCUGAAAUCAGCAGUUAAUAAAAUGAGAGAAAUUCUUGUUCAAGCUCCAGAAUCAAAUCUACAGGGAGAGUUGGAAAACGAUAUUCAAAAGGUAUCUAAUAUAUUCAAAAACAAAAGGUUAUUAUUGAUACAAUCUUCUGAUGAUAUUGAAGAAGACAAUGAUGAGGAAGAAGAUGAAAGUAAGGAUUUGAGCCAAGGCUCAGAAAACCAGGAAGACACACCCACACCAGAAGCAGAAGAACUAUUGAAACAACUAACAACUAAAAUUUGGAAAACUACUGAUGAAAUUUUGCGUGCUCAUACUGGUAUUUCGUAA
This is a messenger RNA of Cryptosporidium ubiquitum, 420 nucleotides long. RefSeq lists its product as uncharacterized. The transcript is spliced from 4 exons. The record is from RefSeq and is a predicted model, not a curated record. Lineage: Eukaryota; Apicomplexa; Conoidasida; Eucoccidiorida; Cryptosporidiidae. Bases 1 to 420 code for a protein of 139 amino acids.